UUUUGGAAUGCGUCAACGUGCCAGGGAAUCAAGGCGAUCAGUUCUCCGUGCAAGUGGCGGUUGGAUCAAAGGUUUUUUCCACGGGUCCUCAGCCGUCCGUGAAGGCAUCGCUAGGGGAUGCACUCCUGCUGCCCGCCUUCAAUGCGGAGUUCUCCUUCCCCGUGCUGAACCUGGUGGAUCCAGUGCUCCUCUCGCUCCUCGACUCACAUGGAACCAUCGUCAGUCAGACAUCCCUCAGAGUGCCUGUCAUAGUGGAGAAGCGAUUUCGAGAUGAGAUGCUGACGUGGACCAAUAGCGCGCGUGUUCAUGUCAAGUCCAGCUUCAUGCUCACAGGAAUGGAGAAAGCCAAAAUCGCAUCCAUGGUUCGCCAGCAAGUUGAGUCGAGGCAGCAAGGCAUGGGAGCAAGCGGCAAGGCGGAUGAUGGGAGUGAAAGGUUGAGGGUAAUGGAUGGAGAGGAGGGGGAGAAGAGGGAGGAAACACGGAAGGAACGGGGAGGGAAAGAGAAUGGAAAGGAGGGCGGAGAGGAGGGGGGAGAUAAAGGGGUAGAGGAAGGGGUAAUGGAGAGGGGAGGUGAGGUGGGGAAGGAGGGGAGAAAAGCCACGUCAUCACCAUCAACACGAGCAGCAGCCGCUGCAGCAGCAGGGCUAUCAGCAGCAUCGACACGAGCAGCAGCAGCUGCAGCAGCAGCAGCAGCAGCAGGGCUAUCAACAGCUUCGUCCACUCUAGCACGGGUGGCGCAGGAGGACGGGUUUGUGGUGGAUAACGAGGCGCCUUCAGCAGUCCUUCCUUCAGCCGCCGCUGGUCUACAGGAGCUAGUCACGGUGCCACUGGGGGGAAUGGCAGCAUGGUCGGGUCUUUCACCAGCUCUGGCGUUGAGAGUGCUGGGUUGCACGCAUCAACCUCGGCAGAGAGACUCUCUGCGUCCUUUCCCUGGUCGGUACAGUGAUGUCAGUGGGUGGCGGAGAGGCAUGGGCAGGGGCGCGCUGGGGAGGGAGCAGGGGGAGCUUGCGGGGAGGGGGAAGGUUGGUGUGGGUAGGGCGGGGAUGAUGGGGCGGAGGGAGGGUGUGGGGCGGGGAGAGGGUGUGGGGAGGGGGGAGGGUGUGGGGAAGGGGGAGCACCUGGGGUUGCUGCUACAGCGGUGGGCAGAGGAUGACCGGUUUUGGGAGGAGGUGCGCCGACAGCGGAGGGAGGGGCAGGGAGCGCGGGGGGUCCAGCAGGGGGGACAGGGGGGCCAGCGGGUGUUGAGGAGAGGCCAGGGCGCUGGUGGCAGUGCCAGCAGUUUGAGAGCACUCGUAGGAGGCCCAGCAAGGUCGGAAGGGAGUGUGGUGGGCAGGUCGGAAGGGGGAGGAGGUGAGGAAGGAGGGGGGCUGAGAAGUGGAGGAGUGGCAAUGCCAGUGGCAGCAGCAGGGACAGCAAGUGCUGAGACAUCUGCAGUGGAUCCGGCUUUGGCAGGGGCUGAAGCAGGAGCAGGGGGGAGCAUGUCAGUAGCAGGCAGGGCAGCAGCAGCGCCAUCACCACUAGCGUCACUGCACGAGGGGCCAACCACCCCAGAAGGUUCAGCCACCCAUGGAGCGGCAGCAACGGCAGGUAUAGGUGUAUGUGACGCAUCCAGUUUGCGCUCCAAGGAGAGGCAGGGCGUUCACAGCAGCAGCAGGAGGGACAGCAGCAGGAGAGAGAGCAGCAGGAGAGACAGCAGCUGCCCCAGCAGCAGCGCUGCAACCGAUGCUGCCACCUAUGGCCAAGCCGCGUCCCCUUAUAAGCAGUCUCCUUGUAAGAGCUCCCCGCUGAAGCGACGCCCGCGCGCCAGCCAAGGGGCUGUGAUUGGGAGCGGUGAGAUGGUGAACCAGAGCGGUGAGAGGGAGUAUGGCGGCCGGUGGAGUGUCAGCAGUGGCUGGACUGGAACUGGCAGCUCUAGCAAGAGUGGCUCUUGCAGAGACUCUGGCUUUGUUAGUCGUACUUCAAGUCUCUGCAAUGGCAGUGGGAGUGCUAGGAGAAGAGGGGGGAGAGGAGGGAAUGAAGAGAAGGAAGGAAGGAAGGGGGAGGGAUGGAAGGCGGAGAGGGAGGGGGAGGGGGUGGAGAGGAGGCAGCAGGUGGGGCAGCGGAAGGGGGUGAGGAGUGUGAGGAGGCGGGCAGUGGCGGAGAAGGUGGGGGUGGUGGGGCAGGUGCAGCGGUGGAUGGAUGGGCUGGGACCUAUUGCUAAGCAUGUGCAGCGGUGGAUGGAUGGCCUGGGGCCUAUUGCUAAGCAUGUGCUCGCCAUCGGAGGGGUGGUGGUGCUGGCAGCAGCAGUGCUCGUGCCUCGCCCUGCCUCGUGCUCUCCCCCUCUCCCUCAAUGCCAACCCACUCAUCCCCCCCACACCUCAGGUGCUCGCCAUCGGAGGCGUGGCGGUGCUGGCAGCAGCAGUGCUCAUACCACGCCGUCCCAGGCAGCACGUUGA
This is a messenger RNA of Closterium sp. Naga37s-1, 2435 nucleotides long. The record is from the annotation of a GenBank genome assembly. NCBI's taxonomy places the organism in Eukaryota, Viridiplantae, Streptophyta, Zygnematophyceae, Desmidiales, Closteriaceae.